Megachile rotundata (alfalfa leafcutting bee) is the source of this 1544-nucleotide messenger RNA. RefSeq names its product ribosomal protein L4 (gene RpL4). Gene Ontology annotation, cellular component: ribosome. Gene Ontology annotation, biological process: translation. Gene Ontology annotation, molecular function: structural constituent of ribosome. NCBI's taxonomy places the organism in Eukaryota, Metazoa, Arthropoda, Insecta, Hymenoptera, Megachilidae. The record is from RefSeq and is a predicted model, not a curated record.
CGCAACGUUUGCUGUGUAAUUUCCGCUCGCGUUCUUCUUCCUUUACGACCAGGUAAGGCGUGUGAGUUGCCUGGUCAGUUUAUGUCUGAUGCCUAAAAAGUUGUAAACUAAACGUAAGAUGUCGUUAUCAACGGCGCGACCGCUUGUUACGGUCUAUACCGAUAAAAAUGAGUCGUCUGGCGAAACAAUUUCGCUGCCUGCUGUGUUCAAAGCACCAAUUCGGCCAGAUAUCGUGAACUUUGUUCAUCAACAAGUUUCAAAGAAUAGUAGACAACCAUAUUGUGUGUCUAAAGAGGCUGGUCAUCAAACUUCUGCCGAAUCAUGGGGAACUGGACGUGCUGUAGCACGUAUUCCCCGUGUACGUGGUGGUGGUACUCACCGUUCUGGUCAGGGUGCAUUUGGUAACAUGUGUAGAGGAGGACGCAUGUUUGCCCCAACCAAGCCAUGGAGACGUUGGCAUCGCAAAAUUAAUGUUAACCAGAAAAGAUAUGCUCUGGUUUCUGCCAUUGCUGCAUCCGGUGUGCCAGCUCUGGUACAGUCUAAAGGUCAUAUGGUACAAGAAGUUCCAGAAUUUCCUUUGGUUGUGUCAGACAAAAUUCAGGAGUACAGUAAAACUAAGCAAGCUGUUAUCUUUUUAAGACGUAUCAAGGCAUGGAAUGAUAUCCAAAAAGUAUACAAAUCGCAACGUUUCCGUGCUGGUAAGGGUAAAAUGCGUAACCGCAGGCGUAUCCAACGUCGAGGUCCUUUGAUCAUUUAUGGUCAAGAUCAGGGUAUUCGCAAGGCGUUCCGUAACAUUCCCGGCAUUGAUCUUAUGAACAUCAAUAAGAUGAAUCUUCUGAAGUUAGCGCCUGGUGGUCAUAUUGGACGUUUCGUAAUUUGGACAAAAUCUGCUUUCGAAAAGUUGGAUGCACUGUACGGAACCUGGCGCAAAGAAUCCCAGCUGAAGGCUGACUACAACUUACCUUUCCCCAAAAUGGCCAACACAGACUUGGCAAGACUUCUGAAGGCUGAUGAAAUCCGCAAAGUUUUGAGAGCACCAAGGAAGAAGGUGGUUCGCAGAGUGAAGAAGUUGAAUCCAUUGAGCAAUACUCGUGCGAUGUUGCGUCUCAAUCCAUACGCCGCUGUCCUGAAACGCGCAGCAAUUCUGACCGCAAGGAAACGCCAAAAGGAGAAGGAACUUAUCUUGGCCGAGAAGCGUGGAAUCGAGCUUCCGAAGGUUACCGGCAGACGCCAGCAGCAGAUCUUAGCUGCAAGAGCAGCUAAACCUAAGGUGAAAACUGCGAAGAAGGCAGCAGCAUCUACUGCGGCUAAGAUCGAAAAACCGACUAAAACAACUAAAAAAGCUGCAGCGAAGUCUGCGGCACCGAAAUCUGCGGCAUCGAAGAAACCUGCGGCAGCAAAAUCUGCGACACCGAAACCUGCAGAGGCAGAAUCUGCAGCAGCAAAAUCUACACCCGCAAAGUAACUUUUUACCAACAAUUCGUUGUUGACCCAUGAACUUUAUUUGUUUUGAAUAAAUAUGGGAAGACAAUUGGAUGAUGAUA